Callorhinchus milii (elephant shark) is the source of this 1584-nucleotide messenger RNA. Its product is annotated as lysyl oxidase homolog 2. Bases 877 to 1584 code for a protein of 235 amino acids. NCBI's taxonomy places the organism in Eukaryota, Metazoa, Chordata, Chondrichthyes, Chimaeriformes, Callorhinchidae. Gene Ontology annotation, biological process: peptidyl-lysine oxidation. The record is from RefSeq and is a predicted model, not a curated record. Gene Ontology annotation, cellular component: membrane. The transcript has 5 exons. Gene Ontology annotation, molecular function: protein-lysine 6-oxidase activity.
GCUUGUUGUGGUGCAUUGAUUCUUUCUCUUCCUCCUCCCACCCCCCCUCCUCCCCGGACAUUUUUCCUAACUGGUGAUUCAGGCAGCUCGGUGGUUUAGCUUUCUGGGUUGCUUUUGUCACUAGUAGGUCUUGGGGUGGGCUGAAGGUUUGGCCCUGGUACGAUUCUAAGAUUAUGUGGUGUUUUGAAUAUCUUGGAAUGUCUUUUUCCCCCAUAUGCCCCCCCCACUGGUACCACUAAAUUUCACUCCAAGUCUAUGAGAUCCAGCCUGUUCUUAAUUCACCAAUGUUCUGUUUCUGCAGAGCAGGUGAAUACAGCAGUGCAAUGCUAAAACAUUGCACCGUUUGAUGUUACAGUUUUUAUUUACACAGUCAGAAUACCAGGAAAACAUUCAAUGAAAGAGAGGUCUGUGACCUGGCUGUUAUCUGUUACCCAAACCUUCUGAAGCUGCCCCCCGACUCAUCUAGGCGUGCAAUGUGAUGUAUUUUGUUUUAAGGGUGACCAUUUUUUUCCCCUCUAUUUCUCCCAAUUAUUGAACAACCCUUCCUUACACAGAGUGCAAGGCGAAUUUGUAUUGUGGUGAGCUGGGUGUCCACUUCCUCGUGAAUCUAUGAAGUUGACAGGAGAGAGAGGGACAACCCAACCAACAGCCCACACUGACCCAUGUCUGCAACUGCACAGAGAAGGAGAGACAACAGUGCAACUUGAACAAACUCAGCUGUUCUCCACUGAGCAGCAGCAGAAGGAGGAGGAGGAGAAGGGAGGAAAGGCUUCAUUCAGUUGAACAACAUAAGAAUAGGAGGAGUCGAGGAACAACCUUGUGCUGAGAAGUCCCUGGCCAGGCAUCGGAUCGCGGAGAAGAACAAAGCAACCGGGAAUGAAAGCUGCUCUUGUUUUCCUCCGGCAAUGUUUGACGAUAGUGUUUCUCCACGGAGCUCUGGAGCUCGGCUGCCUGGCUCAACAUGAACAGCAGCCUGGGGGGCAGACACAACGCCAGCCCAAGAUUCAGCUGCGUCUCAUGGGGCGGAGGAAGAAAGAAAGUGAAGGGCGGCUGGAGGUGUAUUACAGUGGGGAGUGGGGCACGGUGUGUGAUGAUGAAUUUUCCAUCGCGGGUGCUAACAUCGCCUGUAGGGAGAUGGGCUUCAUGGAUGCUGUGACCUGGGCACCAGGAGCCAAAUAUGGCCAAGGAGAAGGUCGUGUCUGGCUGGAUAACGUCCGAUGUCUUGGGAUUGAGAGCAGCAUUGCCCACUGCCCCUCGAAUGGCUGGGGAGUGACUGACUGCAGACACAGCGAGGAUGUGGGGCUGGUGUGCAGCGAAAGCAGGAUCCCCGGCUUCAGAUUCACCAACACGCUACCCAACCACAUUGAGGACGGUCUCGUUCAGGUGGAUGACGUCCGUGUCAGGGGGGUGUUCGGGAGCUCGAGGAAACGGGUCCCGGUUAAGGAGGGCUACGUGGAGGUGAAGGAGGGCGGAGUGUGGAAGCAGAUCUGUAACACGGGCUGGACAUUCAACAGCAGCCGAGUGAUCUGUGGCAUGUUUGGGUUCCCGGCGGAGAAGCAUUUCAAUGCCAAGGUUUACAAGUAG